Ruditapes philippinarum (Manila clam) is the source of this 2034-nucleotide messenger RNA. RefSeq names its product thymosin beta-like. The record is from RefSeq and is a predicted model, not a curated record. Gene Ontology annotation, biological process: actin filament organization. The transcript has 8 exons. Gene Ontology annotation, molecular function: actin monomer binding. Lineage: Eukaryota; Metazoa; Mollusca; Bivalvia; Venerida; Veneridae. The coding region runs from base 235 to 897 and encodes 220 amino acids. Gene Ontology annotation, cellular component: cytosol.
CUGUCUCAGUUAAUAUUAGUUGGAUUUUUCAGGUUUAAAAAAAAACAGCAAAGAAAUAAUAUAUUUUCCCUGUGCCGUGGUGAUUUGCACAUAAUAUUUCAGUUUUAAAUCAAAAGAAGGAAAUAUAAUUUAUUGGGUAUUCAGUGUUAUUUCUUUGGAGCAAGCAUUGUUGUGAAGAAGGAAUUUAAAGAAUUUUGUAAAGUUUCAAGUUGUAGUCCAGUGUUGUGGUGAAAAAUGACCAGUACAGAACAUAAAGCUGAUCCCGCUUUACUUAAAGAUAUUGAAGGAGGUGCUAAACUGAAACAUGCUGAAACAGAGGAGAAAAACCCAUUACCAAGUGCUGAAGUUAUAUCUCAAGAGAAGACGAAACAAGCUAUUGAAACAUUUGAUACUUCCAACUUGAAGCAUACAGAAACGAAUGAGAAAACCGGAUGGAAGGAAGCAAUUAGUCAUGACAAGGCAACUGCAGAAUUAGAAAAGUUUGACAAAGGUUCAUUGAAACAUACAGAAACGGCAGAGAAAAACCCAUUACCUGACAAAGAUGCCAUAGAGGAAGAGAAAAAAGAAUUGGAGCAUAGAAAAUCUAUAGGAGAUUUCCAGAAAUCAAGCUUAAAGCGUCAAAACACACAGGAAAAAAUUGUCUUGCCGUCCAAGGAAGUUAUCAGUCAAGAGAAACAGGAAGUUGAGUUGCGAGAAUCUAUCAGUAAACAUGACCGAAGCAGCUUAAAGAAAGUAGAUGUGAAUGAAAAAGACGCCCUUAAAGAAAUUGUAGCACAAGAAGCCACUCAUAAGAUUAUUGAGAGUUUCAGUAAGGAUGCUCUCAAACAUGCGGAAACACUCGAGAAAAAUGCACUGCCAACAAAAGAAGAUAUUCAAAGAGAGAAAGCAGCCAAAUAAAAACAAGAACAGAAAAAAAUUGUUUCUGCUGCAUGGUUCAACUUUUAAAUGUGGUCCAUAUUUUCUUCUGUCCACGUUAAAUGAAUAUAUACAAAAUAAGUGCCAAUAGUGCCUAAGAGUUUAAUCCAUUGGAUGCUGAUUUUCUUUUUUUCCAUCUAAUAAAAAAUUAAGUUGAAUGUUUUUUCUACAAGUGCCUGUACUCUGACGUAUACUUUUAAACCCAGAAGAAUUGCCACCUUGUUAUAUUUGUUACUUUUUUAUUGUUUUUGCUGUUACAUAAUGAUCCUCCCUUUCAACUAGGAAAACUUUUUCUGUGUAGUGGUAAUGCUUAAAUAGCAGAUACUGAUUAUUCAUUAAUGUCGACAUUCUUUUACUGAGUAAAAGAUAGAUUAAUUUUGAAAACAAUUUGAAUUAAAGUGGCCUUCAGCUUUUUUUUGCUGUUAGAAAUACAAUUGUGUUAUUUCAAACAAAGUAUUUCUCAGUAAUUUUAUCUUGCAUCCUAUCACAGUUUAGCCUUCUUCAAAACAGCAUCCUGAGAGCUAUUUAUAGCUCGUCGGUGAAAUUUGUUUCUAAAAAUGGAAGAUUGGGAAAUGAAUCGUCUGCAUAUAGAAGGUGGACCGGUAGUUUAGAGGUAUCAAGGGGUGUCCUUAUUAUUUAUGUAUUUUAUUGGCUGCAAAUUUCAUUUUCCACCUUAAUUCUUUUGAUUUGACAAUUAUAUGAAACAAUUUAUCUAAAAAUACCAUAUUAAACCUUAAGCAAAGCUGAAGGCCACUUUAAGUGGUGCUGAAAAAGUUCUUGUUUACUAAGGGCGUUUGAUUUGAAUUUCUUAUAUUGGCCUUGCUUACAAGUUUAGAGGUCUUAUAAACAAAGCAUUUUAUUUUUUUCUCAGACUUUUACUGUAUUUGUUAAUUAUUGUUGAAUUAAAGUUUGUUAAUAGAAUGGGACCAGUCAAUUCUUUUGCCAUGUUAUUAGAAUAGGGACCAGUCAAGUAAUGUUGAUUAUAUUUUUGAACUAUAUUUUUUUACUGUGGCAUCACUGAAACUACACCACUUGCCAAAUGGGACCACAUUGAACUCUUGGCCAGCUUUGUACAUAAUGAAUUGUGCGACCACAUAUAGCAUUAGAUAUUUCCAUGUU